AAUCGAUGUCGUGAUCCUGCCCGCCAUCAUCAUCGGCAGCAUCUUUUCGAUGAUGGAUCGCAGCUCGAUGGGAAACGCCAAGGUUGCCAAUAUGGAAAAGGACCUCCAUCUGCGCCCCACCGAUUUCAGCAUUGCCAGCAGCCUGUUCUACCCGACCUAUCUUGUAUUCCAGCCCCUCUCCAACUACAUGCUGAAACGCGUCGGCGCCAGAACCUGGCUGCCGCUGCUGACGCUGCUGUGGGGAGCCGUCAUCAUCGGCCAGGCAUUCAUUACCAACCGCGGCCAGCUUUUCCUUUGCCGUGUUCUCCUGGGCAUCCCGGAGGCCGGAUACAAUUCGGGCGCCAUCUACCUGAUCUCGUACUGGUACCCGCGCAAGCGCGUCACCCGGCGUGUCUCGAUAUUCUAUACCGGCACGGCCAUCGGCACUCUGAUCUCGGGCCCAAUCGCAAUCGGACUGACGAAGCUCAACAGCGGGUUCGUCAAGUCGUGGCACGCCAUAUUCUUCGUCGAGGGUGUCAUCACCUGUGCCUGGGCAGUUGUCAUGUACUUUGUCGUGCCGAGCUACCCGGACGACGCCAAGAUCCUGACAUCCGAUGAGCGCGAGGCAUUGUCGCAGGCCCUGAACGAGGAGAAGCAGGAAUCGGGCCGCCACCAGAUCAACAAGCGCCGGUUCAUCAUGUGCCUGUUCAACCCCUCGAUGCUGCUCAUGUCCCUGAUCUUGUUCUGCUCCAACGUCUCCCUCAACACAAUCAUGCUGCGCUGCCCGGCCUCUGCGGCUUCAUCGGCAUUGUACUGGUUCAACUGGCAUGUGCGCUGGUUUGGCUCACACUACCGCGCCAUCAUCUUCAAUGGCGCCGUCAUGGCCCUGGGCGGCAUAAUCAUGCUGGCCACGCUCAAUGUCGGCGCCCGCAUGUUCGCCCUGUGCCUGUUCGGCUUCGGCAGCUUCGGACUCCUGGGACUCGCCCCCGGCUGGCUCGCCACCAACGUUGCCUCGAACAUUACCUUGGGAAGCGCCGCCACCAGCGUCCUGCUUAUCUGCGGCGGCCUCGGCGGCAUCGUUGCCUCCAACAUUUACCGCAACAAGGACGCGCCCCGCUACUUGCUGGGCCAUGGCAUUAAUUUAAUGGCCGGCCUGUUGUCGAUCGUGCUGGCACUCCUGGCCAGGUGGAACAUGGGACGGAUCAACCGCAACAAGGAGCUGAGCCCGAUUGAUAUUUCGAAUAUGACUCAGAAGGAGAUCCAAGAGCUCGAGGAGCGCCAUCCCGACUUCCGCUACGUUUACUGAUACUCU
Molecule: messenger RNA, 1291 nt
Organism: Linderina pennispora
Lineage: Eukaryota; Fungi; Kickxellomycota; Kickxellomycetes; Kickxellales; Kickxellaceae
Product: MFS general substrate transporter
Exons: 2
Coding region: 53-1285 (410 amino acids)
Biological process (GO): transmembrane transport
Cellular component (GO): membrane
Molecular function (GO): transmembrane transporter activity
Source: RefSeq, a predicted model, not a curated record